AUGUCUUUGGAAGCUUCACUUGAGAACCUGUUGAGAAGACUCGACCAGACCACUGCCCGUCUCGAGGCUGUUGAGAAGUCAUUGGCCACUGGUGCUGCUGCCCCAGCUGCUGGUGGUGCUGCUCCAUCUGCUGCCGCCCCAUCCGGUGCCACCGUCACUGAGUUCCAGAACCUCAUUGACCAAUACAUCACCCCACUCGCCAACCUCUCUGCCAAGCUUGACCCAGUUCUUGCCAAACAGACCUCCGAGUUGGUUUCAGCAUUGCAGGCUGAGAAGUCUUUGAUUGGAAUUGCAGCCACCUCCAAGAAGCCAUCCCAGGAUGCUCUUUUGGCUUUGAUCCAGCCAAUCAACACUCACGCCCAACAGGUCGAAUCCAUCCGUAACUCGAACAGAACCUCAAAGGUGUUCAACAACCUUUCUGCCCUCUCUGAGAGCAUUGGAUUCCUCAGCUGGGUUGUCGUUGAGCCAACCCCAGCUCCCCACGUUGCCGAGAUGAAGGGCUCAUGUGAGUUCUACACCAACAGAAUCUUGAAGGAGUUCAAGGGAGUUAACCAAGAUCAACUUGAUUGGGUUCACGCUCUUAUUGGAUUCUUCAAUGAUCUCCAGAAAUAUAUUAAGCAACACCACACCACUGGUUUGGCAUGGAACGCCAGAGGAGGCAAUGCUCCAGCCUCUGUUGGUGCUGCUGCUUCUACCCCAGCCCCAGCUCCACCCGCUGGAGGUGCUCCACCCCCUCCACCACCUCCCCCCGCUGGAUUCUUUGAUGACGUCUCCAAGCCAACCAAGGCCGCCCCAGACAUGUCCGCUGUCUUUAGCGCACUUGGCAAGGGUGAGGGUGUCACCUCUGGCCUGAAGAAGGUCACCAACGACAUGAAGUCAAAGAACAACCCCAACAAGUCAAGCGUCGUCAAGGCUGACGCCAUCAAGUCCACCGUGUCCACCACCACCCCCACCGGCAAACCAGCCGUCGUCAAGCCACCAAAGUUUGCCCUCGAGUCCAACAAGUGGUGCGUUGAGUUCCAGGUUGGAAACAAGAACAUCGUCAUUGGCGAGACCGACUCUAGACAGACCGUCUACAUCUACCAGUGCACUGACUCUGUCAUCCAGAUCAAGGGCAAGAUCAAUGCCAUCACUCUGGACAACUGCAAGAAGACCGCCGUCGUCUUUGAGAACGCCGUCGCCUCCUGUGAGAUUGUCAACUGUAACUCUGUUGAGGUCCAGGUCACUGGAAAGGUUCCAGCCAUGGCCAUUGACAAGUGCAACGGUUGCCAGAUCUACUUGAGCAAGGACUCACUCGAGACCGAGUUUGUCACCUCCAAGUCCUCAGAGAUGAACAUCCUCAUCCCAGGUGCCACCGCCAACGACGAUAUGAUCGAGAUUGCCGUCCCAGAGCAAUUCAAGACCGUCGUCCGUGGCAACAGGUUGGUCACUGAGUCAAUGUCCCACAUCUAA
Molecule: messenger RNA, 1452 nt
Organism: Acytostelium subglobosum LB1
Lineage: Eukaryota; Evosea; Eumycetozoa; Acytosteliales; Acytosteliaceae
Exons: 3
Coding region: 1-1452 (483 amino acids)
Biological process (GO): cytoskeleton organization; regulation of adenylate cyclase activity
Cellular component (GO): cytoplasm
Molecular function (GO): adenylate cyclase binding; actin binding
Source: RefSeq, a predicted model, not a curated record